Amphibalanus amphitrite is the source of this 663-nucleotide messenger RNA. RefSeq names its product branchpoint-bridging protein-like. The transcript has 2 exons. Lineage: Eukaryota; Metazoa; Arthropoda; Thecostraca; Balanomorpha; Balanidae. The record is from RefSeq and is a predicted model, not a curated record. Bases 1 to 663 code for a protein of 220 amino acids.
AUGACGGAUUCAUUCAAGAGCCGCGGCGGGAGGGACGAAGCUCUACCGCCCAUCUCGCUGCCCAAAAUGCCCGCUGCCCCGCGCCGAUCCCGCGGCUACUACUGCCGCGCCAGCUCGGGGCGGCGGCACUCGCCCACGGACCUCCGCCCGCCCGCCUCCAGCGACGAUAACGCCCGCGGCAGGACGGGAGCGGCGGCGCUCAUACGGCCAUCAGGCCGCGCGAUCCGCCAGCCGUCCCGUCCAGCCCCCGGCAGUACGGCGGGCGGCGGAGCUCGGCCCGUCUCACCACGCGCCGGUCAGCAGCCUGCGGCCGCCCCACUGGAAACCGCGGUGCCAAUGGCCGCGGCGGUACAGUGUGUGACGGCGGCCGGGCCGGCCGACCUGACGGCCCCGCCGGCUCUGCACGGGCUGGGAUACAGCCGAACCACCUGUCGACAGCCGCCCGAUCCAGAACCAGCGGCCCGAGUAUCCGCGGCAGCAUAUGGUCGGGCGGCAGCUUCAGGUGCCGGCCGUGCAGAGGCGCCACAUGACAGCUCCCGGGGGUCGACGCCCUCCACCGGUGGCGUACCCAGCUGGCGGCAGCGUGACAGGCGGCGGGCACGGCGCACCACCCGCGCACAUGAGCCGCCGCCGUCGCCGCCGCCACCGCCACCUGGUGGUUGA